Molecule: messenger RNA, 1500 nt
Organism: Elephantulus edwardii (Cape elephant shrew)
Lineage: Eukaryota; Metazoa; Chordata; Mammalia; Macroscelidea; Macroscelididae
Gene: TEKT3
Product: tektin 3
Exons: 7
Coding region: 28-1500 (490 amino acids)
Biological process (GO): cilium assembly; cilium movement involved in cell motility
Cellular component (GO): microtubule cytoskeleton; sperm flagellum; nucleus
Source: RefSeq, a predicted model, not a curated record
GAGAUUUUCAGACAGUGUUUGGGCAUCAUGGAGCUCUUAGGUUCUUCUUUAACAGCAACGUGUGCCCACCCUACACCAGCACCAAGCAGCUUUCUGCCAGCCCUCAGUUCCUUGGCAUCAAGCUAUAGGGACCGCUUUCCCCACUACAAUUUGAACCAUGGCUUGAGCCUCCCUUGGAAUCCAAGCACGUACUACAAAGUGGUCUCCAAUUCACCAACCUUGGCUCCAUACUGCACCAGGUCUCAGAGGGUGUCGGAGUGCACCAUGCUUCCCUUCGUUUCCAACAGAACCACCCUCUUCACCAGGUACACUCCUGAUGAUUGGUACCGCUCCAAUCUGACCAACUACCAAGAGUCGAACACCUCCCGUCAUAAUUCAGAGCGGCUGAGGGUAGAUACAGCUCGCCUGAUUCAAGACAAAUACCAGCAAACAAGGAAAACCCAGGCAGAUUCCACCCAAAAUUUGGGAGAACGUGUCAAUGACAUAGGAUUCUGGAAAGCUGAAAUGCUUCAUGAGAUGGAUGAAAUGAUUGGUGAAACCAAUGCACUGACUGAUGUUAAGAAAAGAUUGGAAAGGGCUUUGAUGGAGACUGAAGCCCCUCUUCAGGUAGCCCGAGAAUGUCUAUUUCACCGAGAGAAAAGAAUGGGAAUUGAUCUAGUUCAUGAUGAUGUGGAGAAACAACUGCUCACGGAAGUUGAUAUUAUUCUGUGUUGUCAAGAAAGAAUGAAGCUACAUUUGGAUAAGACGAUUGCCCAACUUGCAUCUAACAGAGCUGCCCAGCAUGAGCUGGAGAAGGACCUGAGUGACAAGCAGGCAGCUUACCGGAUUGAUGAUAAGUGCCACCAUCUGCGUAACACCUCAGAAGGUGUCAGCUACUUCAGAGGGGUCGAGAAAGUGGAUGCCACGGUUUCUGUGCCAGAGUCCUGGGCUAAGUUUACUGAUGACAAUAUUCUCCGCUCCCAGAGUGAACGGGCAGCCUCGGCCAAGCUAAGAGAUGACGUUGAAAACCUCUUGGUUGUAACGGCCAAUGAAAUGUGGAAUCAGUUCAACAGAGUCAAUUUGUCUCUCACCAACCGUGUUGCUGAGACGGCAGAUGCUAAAAAUAAGAUUCAGGUUCACUUAGCAAAAAUUUUGCAGGAGAUCUUCCAGACUGAGAUGGCCAUCGAAUCCAUUAAGAAGGCCGUCAGGGAGAAGUCUGCCUUCCUGAAGGUAGCUCAGACCAGGCUGGAUGAGCGGACUCGGAGACCCAACAUCGAGCUCUGCCGAGACAUGGCUCAGUUACGCCUUGUCAACGAGGUGUACGAGGUGGAUGACACUAUCCAGACCCUACAGCAGCGCCUGAGGGAAGCAGAGGACUCCCUGCAGUCACUGGUGCACACGAAGGCCACCCUGGAGCAUGAGUUGGCUGUCAAAGCCAACACACUUUACAUCGACCAGGAGAAAUGCAUGGGCAUGCGCAAGAGCUUCCCCAACACGCUGCGUCUGGUAGGCUUCUGCUAG